UCAGAUUUUUUUGUAUUCGUGAUAAACAGAAAUUUUUAACAAAAAGUUUAGUGUUUUUGUGAACAAAAUAAACCAUAAACUAAUAAAUACAUUUCAUUUAAUUAAACAUAGAAUAAAACAACUCUUUGAACUUCCUUUAUUUUGUUUUACAUAACACUUUGUUCAUUUAUUAUUGAAAGUACAACCAUGGAGGUUUUAUUGAUUAUUCGACUUCCAGCAGUUAUCCCGGUUUUCGGGUAAAUUCCACAUUAAACAGAAUGGAUACCGAUGAUGUUGAAUCAACUUCAAGCAGUGCAAUGUCAAAAAUAGGAGCUCUUUUUACUUUCACUUCCCCAGCUGUAAAGAAAUUGCUCGGUUGGAAACAGGGCGAUGAAGAGGAGAAAUGGGCCGAAAAAGCAGUCGACAGUUUGGUGAAAAAGUUAAAAAAACGACAAGGAGCCAUAGAGGAAUUAGAAAGGGCAUUAUCAUGUCCAGGACAGCCAUCCAAAUGUGUGACUAUACCUAGAUCAUUAGAUGGAAGACUACAGGUUUCACAUCGCAAAGGCCUGCCACAUGUCAUUUAUUGUCGUGUCUGGCGUUGGCCUGAUCUACAGUCACAUCAUGAACUCAAACCCUUAGAGAUAUGUCAAUAUCCCUUUAGUGCUAAACAAAAAGAAGUGUGUAUUAAUCCUUACCAUUAUAAACGUGUUGAGAGUCCCGUAUUACCGCCCGUAUUAGUACCGCGUCACUCGGAAUUCGCACCGGGCCAUUCAAUGUUACAGUUCAACAAUAUCGGCGAAUCGACAAUGCCACACAAUGUCAGCUAUUCAACGGCCGGUUUUAACAAUCAUCUCAGUCCCAAUAGCCCGCCUAUGACAUCGGUUGGCAGUCCUAGCUCUGCUAAUUCCAAUCCCAAUUCACCAUACAGUAGCAUGGCCGAGACGCCACCCCCGGCCUACAGUCCUUCAGAGGAUGGCAAUUCAAAUAAUCCCAAUGAUGGUUCACAAAUGUUAGACGCUCCGAUGGGCGAUGUUGCCCAGGUUAGUUAUCAAGAACCAGCAUUUUGGGCUUCGAUUGCCUACUAUGAGUUGAAUUGUCGUGUGGGUGAAGUGUUUCAUUGCAAUAAUAGUUCAGUAAUUGUUGAUGGUUUUACAAAUCCUUCUAAUAAUUCAGAUCGUUGCUGUUUGGGACAGUUGAGUAACGUUAAUCGUAACAGUACAAUCGAGAACACCAGACGUCAUAUAGGAAAAGGUGUUCAUCUCUAUUAUGUUACCGGCGAAGUUUAUGCUGAAUGCCUCUCCGAUUCAGCCAUCUUUGUGCAAUCACGCAAUUGUAAUUAUCAUCACGGCUUCCAUCCUAGCACUGUGUGCAAAAUACCACCUGGUUGUUCAUUGAAAAUUUUCAAUAAUCAAGAAUUUGCUCAACUACUAUCACAAUCCGUUAAUAAUGGCUUCGAGGCCGUUUAUGAACUAACAAAAAUGUGUACAAUACGCAUGUCAUUUGUCAAAGGCUGGGGUGCUGAAUAUCAUCGGCAGGACGUGACCUCAACGCCGUGCUGGAUAGAAAUCCAUUUACAUGGUCCAUUGCAAUGGUUAGAUAAAGUUCUUAUACAAAUGGGUUCACCACACAAUGCAAUUAGUUCGGUGUCGUAAAAUUGUUGAAUACGCGGAGACAGGAAUAACGACAAGAAAGCAUCAAAACAACAACAUGAAAAUGGGAAGCAUCUGCGCAAAAGACAGCGGAUGAUGAAUUUUCAUAUAAUUUUAAGAAAAAUCUAUAUAGCGUUAAGUUAAAACAAUUUAAUUAAUUAUAAAAUGAAACAAAACAAAAAUAUAUUGAGAUAGACGAUGAUUUAGGAUGAUGAUAAUGAGGAAGAAGAUUGAAAAGCAGUUUAAAAGACCACCUUUUUUGUUUGAUUAUUUUUUUUUUAUAUUUUGAUUAUAAUUUCCUUUCAAAACAACAAAAAAGUAAUACCAAAAACAUAUUCGGUCAAAUCAUAACAACAUAUUUAUGAUGUUGCUCAUACAAAUCAUUGUAUGCUAUAAAUUUAAUGUAUGCAAUCAAGAAACUGGUUUAAUAAGUAUUUUUCGGUAGUUUGUCCUUGAAAUAUUUUCGGUGACAUUGUUUUUUAUUGUUUAAAAAUUGUUUAAUUGAUGCAAAUUUGCUUUAUUAAUUAAUUUCUGCCUGUGAUGGUAUUACUUUCUUUUUCAUUUUAUUUUUAAAACCAGCCUUAUUUGUGAUUUUUUUUUUAUUAUUUUAUGUGUUGUCUCUGAUUCUACUUUUAUAUUUUGUAUUAAGAAUAAUGAAUAUCUUUAGAUUGUUUAUGUGUUUAAAAUAUCCGUUAAUUUUUUUUUAAAUAAAAUUUAAAAUUUGAUUUUAAGAAAAUAAAACAAACAAUAUGAAACAAAAUAUAAAA
Messenger RNA from Calliphora vicina (urban bluebottle blowfly), 2395 nucleotides. RefSeq names its product Mothers against dpp (gene Mad). Bases 258 to 1631 code for a protein of 457 amino acids. The record is from RefSeq and is a predicted model, not a curated record. Gene Ontology annotation, cellular component: heteromeric SMAD protein complex. Lineage: Eukaryota; Metazoa; Arthropoda; Insecta; Diptera; Calliphoridae. Gene Ontology annotation, biological process: BMP signaling pathway; cell differentiation; anatomical structure morphogenesis. Gene Ontology annotation, molecular function: I-SMAD binding; DNA-binding transcription factor activity, RNA polymerase II-specific; RNA polymerase II cis-regulatory region sequence-specific DNA binding. The transcript is spliced from 5 exons.